Caenorhabditis briggsae is the source of this 1311-nucleotide messenger RNA. Lineage: Eukaryota; Metazoa; Nematoda; Chromadorea; Rhabditida; Rhabditidae. Bases 1 to 1311 code for a protein of 436 amino acids. The record is from RefSeq and is a predicted model, not a curated record. The transcript has 11 exons.
AUGUAUGACUCCGUAUUUGACAACUACAAUCUUAAUGUUGCUUUAUUCAUUUGCAUUUACUUCACAAUGAAUGAUGUGCCAUUAUACUGCAUGAAUCAGCGACCAUUGAUGCGAAAAAAACCAAAAACGUACAUAAGGCAAGAAGAUCCCACCAGCACUCGUCAAACUGAAUUACUUAUUCUUCAAGCCCAAACCAUUCUCGAGGCAUCAACUCAAGAUGGAGUUCUGAGAUAUGAGGAUUUUUCUACGAAAUUCAGCAAAGCGGUGAAAAAAAACUUCGAGGUGGAAUUUGAUCGAAUUCACACACUAUAUGGAUGGUCCUUGGCGGAUAUAGUCGGAAGAAUGACAUUCAGAAAGCACAUAUGUUCCAUAAAUGAAGAUGAAAAAGGACUGUGUUUUGAGUUCACUCUCAUCCAGCAAUUGGCGACUACGUCAUCAUCUUCCGAACUGUCGAAACAAGUUGAUCAUUCGCUAAGAGACAUUUCUACUUCAGCAGAAGUUAAUCCCGUGGUUUGUAAAGGCUUUCUGGCAAAUGCAGGAACCUCGUUCGAGAGUACUCGACUCUCAAAAAAAACCCCGGCCGAAUACUCUAUGAAGAUGAUGUCGUGGCCGUGGUUGAGCGAAAUGAAGCGGACCGAACGUCGUGAUUUGUUGCGAAAAUUCUUCGAAAGCGCUGAAAACAUCACUCAGAAUGACAUCCAUGUUCAAAGAGAAGCAAAAAACCUAGGGACAGACCUGUGGAAAGCAUCAAUUCCAAACUUCCCACACGUGAUGUGGCUUCUUCACGAGUUAUCAAAGAGAAAGCCGAACGGGUUCAAAUUCCCCAUGUUUGAAUCAGAGAUCAAUAAUGUCAUUCCAAACAGUUGGAAAUUGAUGUGGGAAGAUCUGUCAUGCGAGGAUCUCAUUCCGGAGCCUUCUACCUUAAUUCUGCUUGAUCUUAUCAUUCCGUCGGAAUUAAAUGACCCUCAGAUAGUGGAAGUGACUGAACUGGUUAACUUUAUCCGGUUCCACGAAAUUCGAGAUAAUGAGCUGUCGUUGAUUUACCACUUCGUCGAUUCUGCUCCUUCGUCAAAAAGUGCUUUGGAGGUUCACAAAUUUCUCUGUGAAACGUGCUCCGGAUGGGAAGACGAAUACAAUGAUGCAUCUGGCUUGCUGCGUGUUGAAGCCGUUUUCCAAGGAAAUAAGAAGAUGUUCCACGAUGAAAACGGCUCGUACACUACCAAACAACACCAUAACAAAAUCGCUGUACCUAUGUGUUUCCUUCCCAUCACCAAUCGCUACAAUAAUGGAAAUCGUUUUGCCGACGUUUAG